AGCCACCUCCUGAGCUUGUCCCUCUCAAGCUGGACACGGCGAAGUUCAGGGAGUCCCAGGUGUACCAGAUUGACAAGAGGCUCUUCGGAUUUGUGAGGGACAACGUUAGCUUUUUGUGGGACAAGCUGGGGCUCUUCGUCGUCGCCCCCGUCCUCUGGCAGGUGUCCGUCGGCUGGUUCGGCAAGGACGCCGAGUAUAAGGUGACGUUGUGCUGGCUUUUCCUGCAGCAGUGGGCGGACAAGCCGGUGAACAUCCCCAUGCAGUUGUAUUCGAAUUUUGUCAUCGAGGAGCGGCAUGGCUUCAACAAGAUGACGAUUGCGUUGUUUUUUCAAGAUCUGGUCAAGAGCGAGCUGCUGACAUACUUCUUUGGCGGGCUGCUCAUCCCGGCGCUGAUCUGGAUAGUGAGGUAUUUCGGCGAGAAUUUCUACAUCUACCUCUGGCUCUUCUGCCAGUUCCUCAUUCUCGCGAUGAUGUUCAUAUACCCCAACGUGAUCCAACCUAUGUUCAACAAGUUCGAGCCGCUGAAGGACGAGGAGCUGAGGAAGAAGAUCGAGGAUCUGGCCUCUCAGGUGAACUUCCCGCUCACCAAGCUGUUUCAGAUCGACGGCUCCAAGCGGUCGGGCCACAGCAACGCCUACUUCUUCGGCUUCUGGAGGU
Molecule: messenger RNA, 657 nt
Organism: Prorocentrum cordatum
Lineage: Eukaryota; Dinophyceae; Prorocentrales; Prorocentraceae
Source: the annotation of a GenBank genome assembly